CGGGGCUGAGGGAACGAUGGAGAAUUUCACGGGCCUCUUUGGAGCUCAGGCGGACCCACCACCGCCCCCGGCCACACUCGGCUUCGGCCCGGGAAAGCCGCCACCUCCGCCACCGCCUCCUCCGGGUGGAGGACCCGGCACGGUCCCGGCCGCCUCCGCGGCCACAGCUCCUCCCGGCGCCGACAAGUCAGGAGUGGGUUGUGGCCCCUUCUACCUGAUGCGGGAACUUCCCGGAAACACUGAGCUAACAGGUAGCACCAAUUUGAUUACACACUACAACCUGGAACACGCCUAUAAUAAAUUCUGUGGAAAGAAGGUGAAGGAGAAGCUCAGUAACUUCCUGCCUGACCUGCCAGGAAUGAUUGAUCUGCCUGGUUCCCACGAUAACAGCAGCCUCCGCUCCCUCAUUGAAAAGCCCCCGAUUCUUGGUGGCUCUUUUAAUCCCAUCACAGGGACCAUGCUGGCUGGCUUUCGUCUCCAUACUGGCCCGUUGCCAGAACAGUGUCGUCUGAUGCACAUUCAACCUCCCAAGAAGAAGAAUAAGCACAAACACAAACAGAGCCGAACCCAGGAUCCUGUCCCCCCAGAAACCCCAUCUGAUUCAGAUCACAAAAAGAAGAAAAAGAAAAAAGAGGAGGAUCCUGAACGGAAAAGAAAAAAGAAAGAAAAGAAGAAAAAGAAGAAUCGACACAGUCCAGACCACCCAGGUAUGGGCAGUUCCCAGGCCAGCAGCAGCAGCAGCCUCCGCUAAUAGGACUGCUGGACUCUGCCAAGAGGCAUUUCCUGCUGUACUGAACCUGCUGCCAGAAGCUGCCACCACCUGAGAGCAUCCCCACUUGGCUGAGGCCAAGGCCAGUCCCUGCUGGGCUCAGCAGAACUUCACGUACUAGAAAAGGGACAUGCUUUUAUGAGGCUCGCCUGGCGCCUGGCUCUCUUGUGGACAACUCUUCCUCUCCCAGGAAACUUUCAUUCCAUCUCUUUUGUACAGUUUAUGGAAUCUAGGGUUUGCUCUGGUUUGUUAAAAAGGUUUUUCUUGGAGGUGAAAAGUAUUUACCAAACUGGCUGAGUGUGGCUGCUUAUUAAAAAUACCUUUCUAUAAGGAUCUGCCUUUCAA
Molecule: messenger RNA, 1114 nt
Organism: Echinops telfairi (small Madagascar hedgehog)
Lineage: Eukaryota; Metazoa; Chordata; Mammalia; Afrosoricida; Tenrecidae
Gene: MED19
Product: mediator complex subunit 19
Exons: 5
Coding region: 17-751 (244 amino acids)
Biological process (GO): positive regulation of transcription by RNA polymerase II
Cellular component (GO): mediator complex
Molecular function (GO): transcription coregulator activity; transcription factor binding
Source: RefSeq, a predicted model, not a curated record